AUGCAGCUUUUUUCUGGUACCAACUCGAGUGAUAAAAAAGGUACUGACUCCAAUAAUGAGCGUCCGUUAGAUCUGCCUGUUGAUGCGCCGUCCCUCCUUAGGGUAGAUCCUGUCGCUGUACUGCAGGGGCAUAGAGAUCGAGUUUGGUGUGUGUCUUGGUGCCCUUCAGCAAACGUAUUGGCUUCGUGCUCUGGUGAUGGGACAGUGAAACUGUGGAGCUGCUCAAGACGCCCAGGGAUGGACGAUAACGAAGAGGAUUCUCUCACAUGGAAGUGUAUUCAUACGUUGAAAGGUGAACACAGUCGUACCAUUCGACACGUUGCAUGGAGUCCUAGUGGUGGGUGGAUUGCAUGUGCUUCUUUUGACCGUACAGCAACUGUUUGGAAACGUUCUGAUGAUGACCCAGAGAGUUUUGAGUUUGAAUUGGAGGCCGUUCUUGAUGGACACGAGAGCGAAGUAAAGUGUGUAGCAUGGUCGACCGACGACACAUUAGCAACAUGUUCACGUGAUAGAACUGUAUGGAUAUGGGAUCGUGUUGAUGUUGGGGAGUUUGAGUGCGCUGGCGUUCUUACAGGCCAUGUACAGGAUGUGAAGGGGUGUGCAUGGAUCACUCCAAACGAAGGAGGAGAUAAGAAACCACUUUUACUCUCAUGUUCGUACGAUAACACAAUAAAGGUCUGGACAGAGUCACACCGACGAGAUGAUUGGUACUGUUUUCAAACCUUAACUAGACAUGAGGGGACGGUGUGGUCUAUUGCAGUGCAGCCUGUAAAAGAGUCCAUAGAGGAACUCUGCACAGAAGUCUCAAAAGAACAUAAUUUUCAGCCAUUGGUGUGCUGCUGUUCGGAUGAUGGUAGUGUCACAUUUUGGGCAAGAAACUCUGAAGGAAAGUUUCAGGUAGUAUGCACAGCCACAGGAUUUGCGGAGCGUUCUUUGUAUUCUGUUUGCUGGGCGCCAAGCAAAAACGACGCUUUUGUGGCUUGCGCUAGUGGAGACAAUAAAGUGACCAUUUUGGGUCUAUACCGUUCACCAAGUGAUAAGGAAGUGCAUGUAUCAGUCGUUGCAUCGGUUCCGUGUGCACAUGAGGCCGAUGUAAAUAGCGUCUCUUUUUCUCCUCUUGUUAAAAAAGAUUUAAAUGCAUAUGGCGAAGCGGAAGAGAGUUUUCUACUAGCCUCCGGAGGCGAUGACAAUAUGGUGCGUAUUUGGCGUGUGAAAAAAGCAUGA
Trypanosoma theileri is the source of this 1224-nucleotide messenger RNA. RefSeq names its product putative WD-repeat containing protein. Gene Ontology annotation, molecular function: protein binding. The coding region runs from base 1 to 1224 and encodes 407 amino acids. Gene Ontology annotation, biological process: iron-sulfur cluster assembly. The transcript has a single exon. Gene Ontology annotation, cellular component: cytosolic [4Fe-4S] assembly targeting complex. Lineage: Eukaryota; Euglenozoa; Kinetoplastea; Trypanosomatida; Trypanosomatidae. The record is from RefSeq and is a predicted model, not a curated record.